This is a messenger RNA of Fusarium poae, 702 nucleotides long. RefSeq lists its product as uncharacterized. The record is from RefSeq and is a predicted model, not a curated record. Lineage: Eukaryota; Fungi; Ascomycota; Sordariomycetes; Hypocreales; Nectriaceae. Gene Ontology annotation, molecular function: chorismate mutase activity. The coding region runs from base 1 to 702 and encodes 233 amino acids. Gene Ontology annotation, biological process: aromatic amino acid biosynthetic process; chorismate metabolic process. Gene Ontology annotation, cellular component: cytoplasm. The transcript has 4 exons.
AUGGCCGAUGCCGCACACGCACUGGAUCUUGCUCGAAUCCGGUUCCAGCUAAUUCGACUCGAGGAUACCAUCACUUUCCAUUUGAUUGAAAGAGUGCAGUUCGCAUUGAAUAGUACAAUCUAUGUUCCUGGAGCUGUCGAGCUGCCAGAAGCGAACCUGAGCUUUCUCGACUGGUACUUCCGCGAGCAAGAAAAGCUGCAAUCUCUAAUCCGACGCUUCGAAUCCCCUGACGAGUACCCUUUCUUCCCCGACGCUCUGCAGAAGCCAAUUCUCAAGCCUCUCAACUACCCCAAAAUCCUAUAUGAGAACGACGUCAAUGUGAACGACAAGAUUAAGCAGUUCUACACGGAAAAGUUCCUUCCUGCAGUGUGCCCCGACUUCGGCCGCGAGGAGCGGGGCGAGUCUCAAGAAAACUACGGCUCAACCGCAACUUGCGAUAUUGCUUGUCUACAAGCCUUGUCACGACGUAUCCAUUUCGGCAAAUUUGUCGCCGAGUCCAAGUUCCGUUCUGACCGAGAGAAAUACACCCGCCUUAUCAAGGCAGAGGACCGAGAGGGUAUCGCAGAGUCCAUCACCAAUGCUGCUGUGGAGAAACAGGUUCUUGAGCGACUACGACUUAAGGCUUUGACAUACGGAAAGGACCCCAGUAUUCCAGAUGGCACAGAAGGAGCGGCAAAGAUCAAUGUCGAUGCCUGGAGGUAG